Messenger RNA from Parasteatoda tepidariorum (common house spider), 1640 nucleotides. NCBI's taxonomy places the organism in Eukaryota, Metazoa, Arthropoda, Arachnida, Araneae, Theridiidae. The record is from RefSeq and is a predicted model, not a curated record.
CUGUCCGGUUUCGACUAUUGUAUCAUUGAUGUUUCUCUUGAGGUACAUUACAUUUACGAUUUGAGUCGCAUUGUGAACAAUGUAAUAUAGAGCGAACUGUUUUUUAAAAAAAAAAAGUAGGAAAGAUAAGGGACAACUAUAUGGAUACAUCUUAGUGCCAGUUUCGCUAAUCAAAAUUGAAUCAACCAUGAAGUGUGAAUGGAAAACAUUUCCAACUUUUGCUCUGUUACUCUUAUCCGGUCCAUUCAUUGGGACAAUUGUUGGAAACUAUUAUAUUUGGAACUACCAAUAUUGGUGGAUCCCAUUUUCUGAUGUGAUAUACGAGGAUAUGAAAAGUUUGAAUGUAACAUGCAAUGGUAUGGAUUCCUGUGAAGUUCCUAGAACUAACGAAGCUUGGAAUUAUAACUGCAACUGUGACGAAACCUGCAGUUUUCUUGGAACUUGCUGUGUCGAUUCGAAGUACAGACAAAAAUAUAAACAAAAAUAUCUGAAAAACGUUGAAUGCAGACAGUUGAACAAUAACCGCCAAUUUUACUACCCGUUGAUAAAUAACUGCAAUCCCUAUUUGCAAUACGACAAUACCACCAAAGAGCUUUGCGAAGGCAGAGGUGAAUAUUUAAACGAUCCUUUUCUGGACAUACUUGUUACUGAUCCUGCAACGGGUAUUACAUACAAGAACUAUUACUGCUUUGUUUGCAAUGAAAACUCUGGCGAAGAACGACUUAUACCAUGGGAUGUAGUCCUAGGAGGUGAUUUAGAAAAAGUUAAUAAAUCCGAAGAACUACCGAACUUGCAAAAUUUUGAGCGAGACUCCUGGAGAUGGGUUCUGGAUGACGAUAACGUCACCGAAGUCAGUUUGUUUCAUGCUUUACCUGAAGUGUUAGAAGACUGUCUGCCGUAUUGUUAUGCCUUCAAUAUCGUAUCAGAAUGCGCGUUGAAUUGGACUGAUGAAAAUGUAAGAACGAUGUGCCAUGAGUAUAUGGCUCUUACAAGAUUUCGAAGUGAGGAUUUGCACAAGCACAGGUAUUACCGAAACCCACAUUGUGCCAUAUGUAAUUAUGAGAAUAUGGAUGACAUGGUUUGUAUGAUAGAGGGUGAGUAUAAAACGAGUGCUCCCGGAGGGUUAAUUCCUACUGGUGACUAUUUUGUCAGGUUAUUCUCUCUUCACGACAAAGCGAGUUAUCAAUGCAGUGGCAGAAUGGUCUAUGAUCAUUUUGCAAAGAAAUGCAGAAGAUUAUACACAGAUAAAAGGAGGCGACAGGAUGGGGGUCUUUCUGGAUGAGCGAGAAACACAAGGUUUUCCCCUAUUGCAUUUAAGAGCACCCCUCAGUCAUUCUAUACAUUCGAUACUUGAGAAAAGGAAUUUUUUUAUUUACAUUGUAUUAAGUAUUCUAACAACAACAGGAUUCCAGUAGUAAAUAAAGAUAUCCAGAACCUGUACCAUGAUAAAUAUUUAGUAUUUGUUGCAGAAUCAUAUCUGUUAUAAAAAUAUAACAUGUUUCUAAGUGCCUGUUACGAAAUUAUUAAGCGAAAGUUGCGAAUUAGUUGUAGUUUCAAAAACUUAUUUUUUUCUUGAAGUUUUGUACACACUGUACUUUAAGAAUGUUUGAGCAGUUCUAAAUAAAAGAAGAGCAAACUUC